AUGUCAUCCUAUCAGGAAACUGAGGAUUUCGAGAGAGACUUUCGCGAGGCUCUCGAGGAUCUCCAAGUGAACAACCGGUAUGACAUACAGAACUUAACUAUGAUUGCUCGCGAGAAUACCGAACACGCACUCGCCAUCUCGCAGGUGCUGCAAGAUCACCUCAAACGGAUCGCGCCUCACAAGAAGCUGCCCUCGCUGUACGUUCUUGAUUCCAUCGUCAAGAAUGUCGGAACACCAUACACGUUAUUCUUCGGCAAGAGGCUGUUUCAAACGUACAUGGACUCCUACGCUUCAGUGGACAUGAACACCCGGAGAAAGAUGGACGAGAUGCUCAAAACCUGGAAGGAGCCCAUUCCGGGUUCCAUCGACACACGGCCGGUCUUCCCUCCGGAUGUCACCCGCCCGAUAGAGAAUGCUUUAAUCAAAGCGAGGACGUCGGCCAUGCACGCACAGCAACAAAAUCUCAGAACUGAGCAGCAGCUGCUUGGUCGAGGCAGAUCAAUGGGUCAACCUGUUCCGUACCGCGAGACGCCAACUCCGCCUGGUUCCGGAUAUCGACCACCUUCUCAGGCCAGCGGCUACCCAGCUGAGCAUGCAGCCUCCAUGGCGAACGGCAGCCCCCAUGGCCAUCCGACGCAACCUCCGUCCCACUAUCCCCUUCACCAGCAACAAAUCCCUCCAACACGAUCAACCCCACAGCCUCCGGCAAGCUUGCAUGCAUUUCAACCGCUUCAUGGUGGCUAUAGCAUGCCACAAUCAGGAAUCAGCGUAGACGCUUUGACUGAUGACAUUCAGAGGCUGAUUACAGCAUUUAAGGCUGAAGUUUCACGCAACCCACAUGAUCCUAGUAUACAGACAAGACUUAAGGCGCUCUUGGAUUUGCAAAGUCUACUUCAAAGCCAGAACUUGCCGCAGGAUCAGUUAGUGCUUGUUAAAAAUCGAAUUGCUGAACUCGCCGUGACCAUAAGGGCACCUCCUGCCCAAAUAGCCACACCUGUACCUAUCCCCCAACCUGUAGCAGUAGCUCCUUCUCCCGCAGCGGCGCCAAAGGUGUCCUUAGAUUCUUUACUCGGGUCGGGUGCAUUGGCUGCUCUGCUGGCACGAGGUUCUGCCACGCCACAAGUUUCUACACCACAACCUCCUCCUGCAACAGUGGCCAUCAGAUCACCACCGCCUCAACGGGUUGAACCUCCCAAGGUGGCCGCACCGCAGGCCGACCCUAUGUCGCUUUUGAACAUGUUACGGAAGGCCGGUAUGCUUCCAGCCACAACCCCGUCCAGUGGCUCGACACCGGUACCGAACGUCGCGCCAUCUGUGGCAACCCCGUUCCCUCUCCCGGUUCAUGGUAUGACGCCGCCUUCUCUUGAGAACCUGACAGGCGAUAUUGCGUUCAAAGCCUCUUCGCUAAAGCAGUAUGUCUUCCGACCACAUUUGCUGUCCUUCAUGUACGAGGCUCUUGGACCACAAUGUACGCAAUGCGGCCGACGGUUCAAGACGGAUGAGGAAGGGAAGAAGAAGAAGACGGCACACAUGGACUGGCACUUCAAGGUCAACCAGCGGAUUGCAGAGACGGAGAAGCGAGGCCAGCACCGCAGUUGGUUCAUUGACGAGAUGGACUGGAUCAACUCUCGGGAGACAAUUGAUGAGGAUUACGUCGCUCCCACGGGCGAUUCGGGUGCUCAGGGCUCGGCUGCUAAAGCCCCCAAGCUCCAGUACAUCCCCGUCCCCGAUGACCCGAUGCUAGCGAACAGUGUGUGCCCCAUCUGCCAGGAGAAGUUCGAAACGAGAUGGCUCGACGAUGCGCAAGAGUUUGUCUGGCCGGAUGCCCUCCGAGUGGGAGACCGGAUACAUCACGCCAGUUGCCACAAGGAGGCCAUGGGUAGUAGCGCGGUUGGAUCUCUCUACUCUCGCAAUACCCCUGAGCCGGUGCUGGGCAAGAGAAAGGCCGAGGUGAGUCGAAGUCAUCUUGAGAAGUGCACAGCAUAUGGAUUGCGACUAACGGAGCCCAAGCAGGAUGAACUGACGGGUAUACGCGGGAAGCUGAAGAUGGAGGCAGCGUAA
Molecule: messenger RNA, 2061 nt
Organism: Pseudomassariella vexata
Lineage: Eukaryota; Fungi; Ascomycota; Sordariomycetes; Amphisphaeriales; Pseudomassariaceae
Exons: 5
Coding region: 1-2061 (686 amino acids)
Biological process (GO): termination of RNA polymerase II transcription
Cellular component (GO): cytoplasm; mRNA cleavage factor complex
Molecular function (GO): RNA polymerase II complex binding; mRNA binding
Source: RefSeq, a predicted model, not a curated record